Molecule: messenger RNA, 1216 nt
Organism: Rubroshorea leprosula
Lineage: Eukaryota; Viridiplantae; Streptophyta; Magnoliopsida; Malvales; Dipterocarpaceae
Source: the annotation of a GenBank genome assembly
UCAUAGCCAAAGAGCAAACCACCGAUGCCAGCAACAAUAGUCAAUCUUACAACAUAAGAAUUACUGAAAUAUGACAUUCUCCUCUCUGGAAACAAGUCCAGAUACCCAGAACUACCAGGUAUUGACUCGAGCGUCAUUCUGUUCUCACUUACUGCACGCCUUGAAUCUCGCUUAACACUUGUAGUAGAUAUAAGUUGAACUAGAGAUUUCUAAGUUGAUUCUUCUUCAAUACCCAAGAAUUGUUUCUCCAAACAAUUCAGUAGCAAAAUCCAAAUUUGUUUUCCCGAGUCUAUUGGAAGAAGAAAAUGAUUCAGGCUUUUCUUUUUCUUUUUUCCUUUUUCUUCUCAAAAUAUAAAUAUAAAACGCAUCAUAAAGGCAAACCCAGAAACCAAAUCUUUGCAAUUAAGAGGUCGAAAAUAAGUUUUUUAUUUUUUCCGUAAAAAAUGGGAAUCUAUGAACAUUUUGUAAGAGAAUUAGGCAAAAAAAAAGUUUUUUCUUUCUUUGUUUUUUUCGUCUGUGCUUCAAUCUAACAGAAAAUGGCGAAAACGGAGUAAAAUCGUAAAAUCUCGAUUUUACCGUAAACUCGUAAAAUCUCGAUUUUACUUUCACAAAGAUCGAAGAAGACGGUUCCAGAAAUUUAGACAUAAAAUUUGAUCCCUGAACUUCCUUACUUUAGGUUUGCUGCAGGGGAGGGAGAGAUUGGACUGCUCACUGUUGCUGCUCACGCCGCUGCUCGCUGCUCACUGCUCAAGCAAAGAAGUUGCUGGCUGGACGGAAAUCUAUUUGGUAAGUGGUGACCCAAAUCAUCUGGAGCCAGCCUUACACAGUAGGAGUUGGUUGCUGCUCCUCACUACUCAAGCAAAGAAGGAUAAAAUCUGUUGCAAAAAAGAAAAGGCACAGAUGUCGAUCAAGGGGAUUCUUAAAGAAACUGGGUUUUCUAAAUUUUGCAACUGUGGAGAAUUAAAAUUGAAAUGAAGGGAUUAAGAAGAGAGAGUAUGAGGAAAGAAAGAUGCAGUAGGGUGAUGACGAUGAUGAAGAUGAAGUUUACGAAGAAGAAUUUGAUGAUGAUGAGCAGUAACGACUGUUGAAAUCAAAAAUCUGGAUUUGUGGUUGUCCUUCUUAACCACUUGUGUCUUUAAUCCUGGUUUCUAAUCCAUGGUUAGUCCUUUGACCCAAUUUGAGUUAAGAUGUUUUGUAAUAAAUAUACCGAGCCCAC